This is a messenger RNA of Nilaparvata lugens (brown planthopper), 7266 nucleotides long. RefSeq names its product homeobox protein Meis1. Gene Ontology annotation, molecular function: DNA-binding transcription factor activity, RNA polymerase II-specific; RNA polymerase II cis-regulatory region sequence-specific DNA binding. The transcript is spliced from 9 exons. Lineage: Eukaryota; Metazoa; Arthropoda; Insecta; Hemiptera; Delphacidae. The record is from RefSeq and is a predicted model, not a curated record. Gene Ontology annotation, biological process: regulation of transcription by RNA polymerase II. Bases 363 to 1781 code for a protein of 472 amino acids.
GGAGACGCAACGCCAUUGAUUGACAUCUGCGAGCUGCCACUCAAACGGAUCUGUAGUUAUUUUCACCCUCUAAAUUACCCAAUUUAGGUUAUAUUCGAGUUUUGUGUGAAAGUAGUGUAGAUUGACUUCUGUGGAUUGUAUUUGUUGCAAAAAAUGUGUGGUCUUUGUGAUAUUAAUUCUUGAUACCUUAGUAUCAAUAUAACAAAAAAUCUAUUUUUGCCCAAGAAUGAAUUUUCCUUAUAGAAUCUGUUGAUAUUGUUAGGAUUGUGUAAUAUACUUGGUUUCUGCGACAUGUCCAUGAAAAUUGAAUACCCUCGUCACUAUUUUGCUCCAUAAUACGCUUCAAUGUGAUAUGGGCUGAAAUGCAAGAUACAACAGUAGCCGCUACAAUGGUGUCUUAUCCAGACAAUAUCUCAGGAGCUCAGCCUGGAAACACAGGUCCUACUGAUCAGGCUACAUUCGAAGCAGAUAAAAGAGCUGUUUACAAACAUCCUCUUUUUCCACUUUUGGCAUUGUUAUUUGAACGAUGUGAACAGGCUACCCAAUCUGCUGAGACCCCAAAUAGCGAGAGUUUCAAUUUAGAUAUUCAGGCGUUUGUUCAGCACCAAGAGAGAGACAGAAAGCCAUUUCUUGUCAAUGACUCAGAAGUUGAUGGACUGAUGAUUAAAGCUAUCCAGGUGCUUCGUAUCCAUCUGCUAGAGUUGGAAAAAGUUCAGGAAUUGUGCAAGGACUUCUGCAACCGCUACAUAACAUGUUUGAAGGGAAAAAUGCAGAGCGAAAACUUGCUGCGAUCAGACUAUGCCACUGGCUACGUUGAAAAUAAUAAUAACAAUAGCAGUACAAACAAUAAUAGCAGUCAUUCGAGCGAUAGCAAUAGUCCCUCAGCCUUCACCGCGCAUAGUUUACAGGUGGUGUCUCCAACAGGGUAUGAAGGAGGAUUAUUAACGGGGUCAGGAGUAGCGGUAGGAGGCUCUGCGGCCACCAUGCAUGUCGAUGAUAUGGUGACUCAUCAUUACAACAGCUGUAGCAGUCAGAUGGUACCAGCUACAGCUGUUUUAGUUGAACAACAGCUGCAGCAGCAGCAUCAGCACAUAGUUCAUGGGAGCACGCCGCUGUCGCAGAUUGGAGCCAAUCCAUGUCCUCCGCCUCCUCCUCCCUCCAGUGAUAUCUCUCUUCUGCAAGGUGGCUCACUCUCAGCCACAAGUGGUGGAUCAGGAGACGAGGAUGACGAUAUGUUUGGAAGCAGGAAGAAGCAGAAAAGAGGAGUUUUGCCUAAACAAGCCACUAGUAUAAUGCGGUCUUGGCUCUUUCAGCACUUGGUGCAUCCAUAUCCCACAGAGGAUGAAAAAAGACAAAUUGCAGCUCAAACAAAUCUAACACUGUUACAAGUGAACAAUUGGUUCAUCAAUGCCCGCCGUAGGAUACUGCAACCAAUGCUGGAUGCUUCUUCACCUGCUGAUGGUGUGACCGGUAGUAAUGGCCAGUCAAGUAAAGCAUCCAGUGGUACAGCUUGCAACAAAAAGACAAAAUCUGGGGCAAAUAAACAGGCUCCAGCACAAAGAUUUUGGCCCAACAAUAUAGCUCGAUUGUCUGCACUUGAUAACACUCAAGACUCCAGUUUGCUGAGCGUGGAUGAUGAAUUGGAAAGCAGUUGUGAAGAAGAAGAAGACUUGGAUGAGGGGGGUGAAGGAGAGGGCAGUUGUAGCGAUGGUGGUGAACUGGGGGGAGCGGGGAACAUAACUACCACCCCUACAAGUCAACAAGAAGACUCUGAACAGUGAUGUUUUCACUGACCAGCGGCUGUGAAGUAUAAGUAUACGAAUAAUAAUUAUUGUAAGCAUAAUCUUAGUCAAAAAAUUUUGUGAACUUACACGUUUAUUAUUAGUAGCCUACGUAUGUGUGUGUGUACACAUUUAGAAUAAUGAUCAAAAGUUCGUAUGGUAAUGCAGAAAGUCAGAAGUGCCUUUCAUUUAUUACUGCACUAUUUGGCUGAUAAUUCGUUUCUAUUUGCAACCUGUAUGAACUUCAUUGAUGAUUGACUAACAAAAUAUCAUCCGUGGGCCCUUUUGGCUCUGGAUACAAACAAUAAAUUACUACGCAAUUGAACGUCUUGAAGACUUGAGCUAUUUCGUAAAAUAACGGAGGUACCAAGUGUUGAGUCUCAUAGACACAAGUUUCAGAGAUUUUAGUUGUAUUCUGUUACAAUUUCAACAAAAUACACAAAUUUCAGCUUCAUUAAAUAAUGAGACUUGAACUUGCCACAAUUUAUUUAAAUAAUUAGAAAUUAAUUUCUAUUUUAUCUUUGUCAGUACAAUGUAUUCGGUGGUUUGGACCCACUUAAAACUGUAGGUCCACUCAUCUUUCAUCAUUAUCAUAUAUAUCACAUUACCCAAUCAAAAACCUGGGUGGGCAACACCCUCUAAAAAAUUGUCUUAUUUACAAAUAUAUCAUUUUAUUUCUUUAAACAAUUUUUGUUUAAAAUUUAAACUCUAUUUUUCAAUUAUUUUUGGGACGUGGAGAUUCCCUCUAUAAUUUUUGAGUUUUGCGCUCACUGUUUUGUUCGAAAGUUUGUUUCCCAAAAAUUGGCAAAUUUAGCGAGGAAGAAUACCUUUUAUUAUUUUGUAAAUCAUAACAAUUUUGCCAAUUCUAGUGAAGUUUUUCGGGAAAUGUAAUCAGACUUUAUUCAUUAUUUUUCUUUAUAAUCAUCACGAAACCCAUUCGGGUUUCACCCAAUCAUAGGGAUAGACCAUUGCAGUUAUGAAUUAUUUGCAUCACAGUUAUUUGUCAUCACAUGUCAAUUCAAUGUUAAAUAUUGUUAGCCUACCUCAUAUUGAUAUUAUUUUAAUGGUUUAACCUCAUAUAGAUAUUAUUUUAUGGUUAUAAAUUUAAUCAUUGACAAAGCAUUUCGUCAAAGGUUAUCAAUCAAAAAAUCAUAAAAUGGUUUAUCUGUCAUUUUAUAUCAUUGUUGACUGAAUUAACUUCUUUUGUAUUACUCUUCUAGUAAACUGAAAAACAUCUAGACAUUGAGUGUUCUUUUGUUUUGUGUUUACUUUUAGUUUGUUCACCUUGUUUUAUCCAACCUGUACUCGAUCAUAUAUAUCAUAUAUCUGUUGAACAAUUUUCUUAUUAAUCUAAUUAUAUUCAUCCAUUAUACAAUAUCACUUAUCAUUAAAGUAUCUUCUAUUGUAUAUCCUAUGUACCCAGCUCUUUUUUGUUCAUAUUUUGUACACAAGAAUUAUCACUGAAAAAUUAUUAUCUUUGUCUGAAGCCCUUCAAGGAAAUUCCAAUUUUGUUGGAUGAGUUCUCACUAGAUUCUGUCCUUUGCAACCAUCUUCUCUCCUCCUAUAUAAUGGGAGAUCUCUCUAAUUGCAAUGAGGAAAUUGUAGCUCAAACUCUUAUAAAUUGCAUUGCCAGUUAUAUAAUCUUUUACAGUUUGAAAUGUUUAGUAAGAGUAAUUUUGUUAUUUAAUUUGUUUAUCAAUCUUUCUAAAUUCAAAAUUUCUUGUUUGUGUUUUCUCAGUAAAUUGGACACUAAAUUUUUAUAAAGUGGAAGACAUAACCUUCUUUCUGGACUAGUAUAUGAAUCAACAAAAUUCUGGGAAGGAACAGUUUUGGGAUGUGCCUCCCCUGAUUAUUUUAAUGAAUAAUUGUGUAUCUUGAAUCAAUAAAUGAAUGAAAUUAAAUUGCAAUAAGUUGGGCUUGUUAUUGUUGUGACUUAUUGGGUGCUGAAUUUUUUGUGGUUUAUAUGGAAUACUAGCUCCUGAUUCAGAUAUGUAUUUUGUCAAUGACUUAUAUUCCAUAGGUGGUACUAUGCGUUUUUAUUAUUCAGCAAAAUUGUACGAAGAAUUUUUGAAAUAUAAAUCAUUGGAUAUUUUUCUCUCUACCAUCAAUAAUGUAUGUCUAAAUAUGGUUUGACAAAGGGUUCAAACAACAAUUUUCUAAGUGUGUACAGAAGUGUGUGAUUGUGUAAGUGUAAUUAUUGCUCAUUUUGAGGUUUUGAUCCGCUUUAAAAUUGGACUUUACAAGGCAUAACCUCUUUAGCUUUAAGCCUUUAAGAGUUUCUAUAGGCUAUGUUUCUCGAGAAUAAGUAAAAUUCAAAGGAGGAAAUUAUUCUACUUAUCUAUUCAAAUAAUUGAGAGAGAAAAAAUAAGGAAACCUUGUGCUAUUUCUUUCCCGAAUUUUAUUAUCCAUUAGCAAUCAGACAUCCCCAUUUUUAGGAAAUUUUGGAAUCUUGCUAUCUCAAAUGCAAUAUUACAACAGCUAUUUACUGGCAUAGUAUAUCUUCUAGUAUUAUUAUUAGAAAUAUCAGGAGGUAAAAAAUAAUACUAGCAGUUGUCAAAUUAUUGAUAAUUGAGUACAAGUUCACCAUAAAAUGAUUCCUCGGAAAAGAAGUAGCAUAGUGAAUUCUACCACAAUUAGUUCAAUCCCUUUCAGAAAUGCCAUUUCAAAACAAUCUAAAUUAUAUUUUAAUUGAAUAAUUUCCUCCUUAUUGUUCAUAAAAGCGUUUAUGAGUACGCUUUCGUCUGUAUGUAGUAAAUACUCUAAUUAUGUGAUCGAAUAUGUAUACUCAACCAAUUUAGUAUAAAGCAUUUAAUUUGGCACACGAAGCAUUGUUCAUUUAGUUUCAUAGUAUUGUAUUUAUUUUCAUAUACGUUGAACAUAGAGGUAGAUUUCAUAUUCGAAAAGCCAAAUUGAACUCUUAUUAUAGUUCUUUGUAGAAGCAGUUGUAUACAUUUAAUAAUGCUUUAUAUAGUAUACGAUUAUACCUUGAACUUGAAUUGGAAUUUGUAGCUUAGUCAUACGAAUGAUCAGUAACUACGUUUCUCAGUUAAUUUUUUGGUGCAUAUUUAUUCUGAAAUCAAACCUUUAUACCAAUAAUAUUGAAAAUAAAUACUGGCUUCGCUCGCCCAAGUAUUUAAUUCAGGUAUGUAUCUAGUUCAUAAUUUUUUGAAAAUGCAAAGUACUCUAUGGUACCUCAUACUCUUACAUAGAACGUCAAUUUGUGAGCCGAAUUAGAACUCUAUUAAUGACGUCCAAAAUGGGAAAUUGAACUUUUUUUUCUAUUCUUCUUCAAUUAAUUUCGAUAGUUCUUCUAUCUAAUAUUUUCAAACCCUUACCACUCUUUAGUUCAUAGCUGACCAAAUUUGAACACUCAAAAUGUAACCAAAUUUUGGAUAAAUCGUUAUCAAAAAAUGUGGGAAAAACAAAAUCGGCUUGAAAGACGUGAACAUGAGACAUUUUUUUGAAAAUAAUUUUAAACUCGUUCCCAGAAUCUGCCUAGAGAAGCACUAAACGUGAAUGCACGUUUUUUGUGUUUUUAAAUGUAAUUUUUUUCUAGAAAUUUUUUCCAAGUGGUUACUGUAUCAGAUUCGAAUGUUUAUAGUGCUUCAAAAUUCCAGUUCUGUGUGAUUUCAGAUUUUGUUUUUGGAAUUCACUGCUUGUGUUCUUUGAAGAAUAGAAUUGUAAAUAGAAUUAAUUAUCUAAGAUUUUAGAUGAAUAUUAUUCUGAUAAUUACCAAAAAUCCUUGAAUAACCAUGUAUACGAGAAAUGUAAUAGAUUGUGAGAAUCUAAUGUGCCACAUCCAGUUCUUUAAUUAAUAUUGAUAGUUCUUCUAUCUAAUAGUAUAGAUGUAGAAUAUUUCCAUAGUUCGAAAUGCUUAUUGAAUUUUUAUAUUAUUAUAAGAGUGUACUGUCCAUCAAAUUCAAUGUUAAUAAUGAUAAUUAUUAUUUUAUUCGACAAAUUUUAUAUUUUUAAUGAUUAUUUGUAAAUGUUUUGAUUUGCUCCAACUGAUGGAAAGAUAUAUUGGCCCAGGGAAUCUAAAAGGCCAGAAGUAAUUCUCCUGAUUUGAUAUUAUUACAGUGUAAUUAUAUUUUCUAUUUGAAACAGAGUGUACUGUUCAAUAUUUGUGAUAUUUAAAGUAAGGUUAAGAAUAUAAAUCAAACAAUGAAUAUUAUUAUUUCAAAACUCAAGUUCAUGACAUACCAUUAAGUACCUAUAUAUUAAUUUAUCACUCUUCAAAAUAUGAUGAUUUUUCUUAGUUUAUUCUAGGAAUCAGUAUAAUUUCAAUUAUUAGUGUGAUCAAUAGUGUGCGACUUUUUGUGCAAAAGUUUUAUUACUCUAAUGUUUGAUCUAAAGUCUUGUAUUUGAAAUUUUAGUGAAUACUUGUGUGUGUUUUUCCCUUUUCAUAUACUCGAUCAUUUAUCUAAUCCAUAAGCUAAAUCAAAAUUAUUUUCAACAUACAAGUGGUUUUUAGUUCUCAACUAUUUGAAUGAGUUUAUUUUCAAUCAAGUUAUUAGACCUAAACAGUUAAUAAGCCUGUAUUCUCUUUGCUUCUUAUUACUCCUUAAUAUAACUGAUAUAAUAGAUUACGAUUACCUUGCUUUUCAACUUAGUAGUAUAUAAUAUCAAUAAAUAAGAAAUAAUACAUUUUCAAAUCCAAGACCUUUUCCUAGUCAAAAAAUGCUCAUUAUCCAUUUUUUUAUUAUACAAUGCUAAAUAUUAUUUUUUAUACUAUAAAUGUAACGUGCCACAUAUAUAUGUGUAUAAUAAAUUUCCGUGUUUGAAUAAUAGUUUUGCUUAUGUAUUAACACAUCACAGAGUAUGUAUUCAUGGAGUAGAUGCUGUUUUGGAAUUGCAUUUUUCUUUAGAACGAUUUCAGUGGUGUUAUCAAUUACCUGACAUUAAUGAUUGUUAACCAUUUUUGAAUGUAUACAAUUUAUGAUUAUAUCGUGUACAGUUUUGUAUUAUACUUAUGAACCGAGACAUGACAUGACUUAACACUCUAUGAUGGGGUAGAGAGCUGUUAAUAAACUUGAGUAUUUUUUAGUGUUCAUCAACAUAUUCAUCUCAACGUUUCAUGAACAUUUAGCGAAUGUUCGGUCGUCAGCAUUCAUUUUGUAUUAAAUUGGUUAUUUCAACCAAUCUUCAUCUCAUUCCACUUUGUGCCAUAUAAUUGUUCGUUGCAAUAAGUUUUAUUGGAUUUCUUGAUACUAAGCCUUGAGCUGAUUGACAGAUUGCCUGGAAUAUUGUAGCAUGCUUGCUUCUUCGCGUGUAAGCAGUCAUUUACAUGAAAAUUAUUUGUAAUCAAUGAUGUGCUUAUCAGUGAUGUUGCACUUUACAUGUGCAGUAUUCCUCGCUUAACUGUAGAUUGAUUGUUUGUUUAUUUCUUUUUGCUGUAUGUGACUAAUAAGAGAUGUAAUGUAAAAAUCAUGUCGUAUAAUUGAAUGCAAUGUUAAUCAUUUUAUAAUAUUAAACGAAACUCAUACCA